AUGUCGCAGGAGAAUCCUCGGACCUUGGAACAGGUUAAUGAGGUUUUAACGUUGGCCAAAUUAACUGAAGAGGAUAUAAUGCCGACUUCCCAAGCAAUAUAUUUCACGGACAAUAUUUACGAUAACAACUAUAAAUUUUUACAAUUGGAUGCGCAUUUGAUGAGUGAAAUCAAAGAGGGUCAAACGCUUUUCAUCAAAGGCGCCGAUGACGAAGAAGUAGUCAUUUGUUCGGAAACAAAGACUUACAAUGUUUUAGAGGCUGAAACUUCGAAUAGUUUGCUUUUGGUGGACGGGUUAAAAUUCACGGAAGAUGUUAAGAAUACGGCCGAAAGGGGGAUAAAUAAGGUGCGCGUCUAUGGCAUUUUCUUCGAUUAUUUGGAAGCAGUGGCUGCGAAACCCCACUUAAAAAAAUUAAGAAAUAUGUUGGAAGGGGGUAUUUAUAAGGGGCCAGAGCAUGAGUACAGUGUUAAAAGCGAAAAUUUGUUGAGCAUAACCGAUCUAAACCGAGUUAUUCAAGCUUCGAAUAAGGAAAUAGACGACGCAAUAGCUUUAAUGGACGUGGUGGAAAUAAACAAUAAAAUAAGAUUGUUGGAUUUUGAGUAUCAUUUUCGAGUGCUGUCGUUUAUGUUGAAAUUAAUAGACGAAAACUCGUGGCAAUUGGACCACAUUGAAUACGAGGAAACAGCAAACUCUCUAAGCGAUUUAGUCCCAACUGAAAUUGUAAAUGUCUUAUUCGACAAAUACACCACGGAAAGUAAAAUUAUCGACGGAGUCCAGCUUUAUAAGUACAAAGAGGAUAAAGUGUGCACUUUUUUCGCACAAGUUCUGCUAAAAAGUGCUGGAAAAUUCAACUUGAACGAGUUUCUUCAAGCUUGGAAAGACUCCGUUCCCGAAGGUAUGGUUCCGCAAGAAGAAAUGCUAUACGGAAUAGCAAUCAUCGACAGAAAAUCUAACCCGAACGUUAUAAGGGCUUUCGAUGAAGAGAAUUUAUCAGAGAACAUCAUGGAAAGGCUGAACGCCUUAUUUGAAGUCAAAGAAAAAUGGUCGGUACCCGAAAUCACACCCUAUAUAAAACGCCUAGCUACGGAAAAAGUUGACGCUAACGCUUUACUGGCCAAAUAUGCAAGAGCUUCCAAACAAAAUGAUGUUAAAUACUACUCUGCCAAACAUGCAAAGUAG
Molecule: messenger RNA, 1179 nt
Organism: Brassicogethes aeneus
Lineage: Eukaryota; Metazoa; Arthropoda; Insecta; Coleoptera; Nitidulidae
Source: the annotation of a GenBank genome assembly